Messenger RNA from Petromyzon marinus (sea lamprey), 3547 nucleotides. Lineage: Eukaryota; Metazoa; Chordata; Hyperoartia; Petromyzontiformes; Petromyzontidae. The record is from RefSeq and is a predicted model, not a curated record.
CGUGUGGAAAUGUCUAGAUUUGAAGCUUUCGUGACUGCAAGGAUCCAUACUGACCGUAGUAUUAGUAUCUGUUGUUUUAUUUUUUACCUACGUGACUUUACCGAAUAGAACCAAACAGUAUGUGGAAAUGUCUGUCGGUUAAAUACUCUGUUGACUCUAAAUGUGCAGGGAAAAACUCCUGAGGAUCCUGAGGAAAAUCCACGCGACCACGGGGAGAGAGACACGCAAACUCCAAAUAUACAUCCUUAAUACAGCUGACACUUCUUCUGACGCUUCAGCAGCAGAAUUGGUCUGAUGGAGCAAAGGCACUCAGCGCAGCCCGGUACAAAAAGACAAUGGGACCAGGAUGCAAACAGCAUGGAUUGUACUGGAAGUGUGACACGGCACCAUAAAACUCAAACAGGAGAGAAACCCUUCAAGUGCACUGUGUGUGAGAAGGCAUUUACAUGGUCAUCACUUCUUAAAAAACACCAGAAAACGCACACAGGAGAGAAACCCUUCAAGUGCACUGUGUGUGAGAAGGAAUUUACAGAGUCAUCAUAUCUUAAAAAACACCAGAAAAUGCACACAGGAGAGAAACCCUUCAAGUGCACUGUGUGUGAGAAGGCAUUUACAGAGUCAUCAUAUCUUAAAAUACACCAGAGAACACACACAGGAGAGAAACCCUUCAAGUGCACUGUGUGCGGGAAGGCGUUUUCACGGUCAUCAAUUCUGCACAAGCACCAGAGAAAACAUGCAGGAGUUGAACCCUUCAAGUGCACUGUGUGUGAGAAGGCAUUUGCAGAGUCAUCAGUUCUUAAGAUCCACCAGAGAACACACACAGGAGAGAAACCCUUCAGGUGUAGUGUAUGUGGGAAGGCAUUUUCAAAUUCAUCUGUUCUUAAAAAACACCAGAGAACACACACGGGAGAGAAACCCUUCAGGUGUAGUGUGUGUGGGAGUGCAUUUUCAGAUUCAUCUGUUCUUAAAAAACACCAGAGAACACACACGGGAGAAAAACCCUUCAGGUGUAGUGUGUGUGGGAAAGACUUUUCCGAUUCAUUCGCCCUUAAAACACACCAGAGAACACACACGGGAGAGAAACCGUUCAAGUGCACUGUCUGUGAGAAGGCAUUUGCAGAGUCAUCAGUUCUUAAGAUCCACCAGAGAACACACACAGGAGAGAAACCCUUCAAGUGCAGUGUGUGUGAGAAGGCAUUUGCACAGUCAUCAAAUCUUAAAAAACACCAGAGAACACACACAGGAGAGAAACAUUUCAAGUGCACUGUGUGUGAGAAGGGAUUUUCAGAUUCGUCUGCCCUUAAAAGACACCAGAGAAUACACACAGGAGAGAAACCCUUCAAGUGCAGUGUGUGUGGGAAGGCAUUUUCAAGUUCAUCUGAUCUUAAGAUCCACCAGAGAACACACACGGGAGAGAAACAUUUCAAGUGCAGUUUGUGUGAGAAGACAUUUUCAAGUUCAUUUUGUUUUAAAAUGCACCAGAGAAGACACACAGGAGAGAAACCCUUCAGGUGUACUCUGUGCGGGAAGCCUUUUGCAGAUUCAUCACAUCUUAAAAAACACCAGAGAACACACACAGGAGAGAAACCCUUCAGGUGCACUGUGUGCAGGAAGCCCUUUGCAGAUUCAUCACAUCUUAAAAAACACCAGAGAACGCACACAGGAGAGAAACCCUUCAAGUGCACUGUGUGUGAGAAGGCAUUUGCAUGGUCGUCUGAUCUUCAGAUCCACCAGAGAACACACACAGGAGAGAAACCUUUCAAGUGCACUGUGUGUGAGAAGGCAUUUGCAUGGUCAUCAUGUCUUCAGAUCCACCAGAGAACACACACAGGAGAGAAACCCUUCAAGUGCACUGUCUGUGAGAAGGCAUUUGCAUGGUUAACAGGUUUUCUGAUCCACCAGAGAACACACACGGGAGAGAAACGUUUCAAGUGCAGUUUGUGUGGGAAGGUAUUUUCAGGUUCAUCUCCUCUUAAACGGCACCAGAAAACACACAUGGGAGAGAAACCCUUCAAGUGCACUGUGUGCGGAAAGGGGUUCACACGGUCAUCAUAUCUUCAAAGGCACCAGAGAACACACACAGGAGAGAAACCUUGCAAGUGCAGUGUGUGUGGGAAGGCAUUUUCAGAUUCAUCAAAUCUUAAAAUACACCAGGGAACACACACAGGAGAGAAACCCUUCAAGUGCAGUGUCUGUGAGAAGGCAUUUGCACAGUCAUCAGUUCUGCAUCGACACAAGAGAACACACAGGCAUCAGAAGAUCCUCAAGGAGUGUAGUCUGAAAUCGACUUGUGAAAGUCAAAGUGCUGCAAUGAGCCCAUCCCUUCUGAAAAAAGAACCAGAAGUGAAUUCCAGCUUGGACACUAUGAAAUGUUUCAAGGUGAAAUUUGAAGAGGUGACAGUGAAGAGCGAAGAUUUGAAGGUGAAAUGUGAAGAUGAAGAUUCAACUCCAAAAUUGGACCUUCACAUCGAUGGAGGCAACGUGAAGCAGGAGGAGAAUUCUGACUAUGAGGCAGAGCGAGGCAACUCCCAGCAGUUUGUGGAAGUGGAGGUGUGGGUGGACUUCUUAGACAAUACAAAGUCAAAUGGAGACCCUGUAAAUGUGUAAUCUUGAGACAAUGAACCUCCAAUAUAGUCACCUUUGUCACAGGCCUUUAAUGAAAAGAACGUGAAGUUGAACACUCCAUUCCUAGUUUCAACCUGCACAGUAAGAGCGGUCAGUAUUUGCGGACCUGUGGGUUGGGUAGAUCUCUAACUAGGAGAUCUGAAUUCUGAGACCUGAUAGAAUUACUCUAAAACAUAAUAAGUGUAUUUUCACAAUUGGUAAUACACCUGAGACAAUGAAGCUGAGCCUAAUUUGCAUAAUUGCAUACAUUUACAGAAUUUCAUAUAAUUACACAUUUUCUAAUGUAUUAUCGCGAUUGGUAAUAUACCCCUAGAUAACGAAGCUGAACCUAAUAUAAAUUAGCAUAAUUUUAAAAAAUGUCUUUUUUUCAGCUGCACCUGUGUGGCAUAAGGUGGUCCUGCACCAGCCUGCAUGUGGGCAUGAGUCUGUUAGUAGGGCGCAAUGAUUGAUGUGUAAUCUCAGUUGUGUCAUUUGUGGGUAAUGUUUCGAAUUUGCCAAAUUUUAACCACAAUGCCAGCAUGCAAUCGCAUGCAAUCGCAUACUGGUGUUUUGAAUGACAAUAGUAUGUUUUAGAAUCAGAUGUUAAGAAGUACGGUGCAUAUUUGUAAUUAAUGUUGCUGGACUAAUCAGGGAUGCCUGUCUGAUUUGAACAUUGAACCUCUGCAACAAAAAGAGAAUGCACUACCACUUGGCUUCCCUCAAUCUGAGUACUGUAGGUGUAGGCCUCAUCCGACAGAGAUCAACUUGUAAAUACGAUAUAACACGAAAUACAUUUCAGUGCAGUAAUUACAUUUUGUCAAUAUGCCUAUCGAUAAUUUAGAAUUAUAAUUUGAUGAAUGUUUAUUCUAGGUUCUUUCGGUAAAGUCAUGUAGAAGGGAAACAAAAUAAUAAAAAUAUAAAACAAUAAAAUUAUCACGACGUU